CUUCUUCCCCACAUGAGAGCUGGGAUGUCCAGCAACAUUCAUCUAGAAGACAUUUCCCACACUCAAGGCACUAAUACACCUCCAGGGUUGUGUGGGACCCCUGAUGUACAGGAAGACAGGACUUCAGUGAGGAACAUUUCCCUCACUCAGGACAGGAAUACAGCUUCUCUCCCAUGUGCAAUCUCUGAUGUAUGGAAAGGCUUGAUUUAUCUGAAAAACAUUUCCCACACUCAGGACAGGAAUACGUCUUUUCCCCGUUGUGAGAUCUCUGAUGUCUGUAAAGAUGUGACUUCUGUGAAAAACAUCUCCUGCACUCUGGACAAGAGUAUGGCUUUUCCCCCGUGUGAGAUCUCUGAUGUGUGACAAGAUCUGAUUUUUGAACAAAACAUUUCCCGCACUCAGAACAGGAAUAUGGCUUCUCUCCUGUGUGCAAUCUCUGAUGUCUAUAAAGAGAGUACUUGUCUGAAAACCACCUCCCGCA
Staurois parvus is the source of this 481-nucleotide messenger RNA. The record is from the annotation of a GenBank genome assembly. NCBI's taxonomy places the organism in Eukaryota, Metazoa, Chordata, Amphibia, Anura, Ranidae.